This is a messenger RNA of Vicia villosa (hairy vetch), 643 nucleotides long. RefSeq names its product protein RSI-1-like. The record is from RefSeq and is a predicted model, not a curated record. Lineage: Eukaryota; Viridiplantae; Streptophyta; Magnoliopsida; Fabales; Fabaceae. The transcript is spliced from 2 exons. The coding region runs from base 69 to 362 and encodes 97 amino acids.
AUUUCCCAAAUGAAAUACAUCUAAAACUUUUCUAUUCAUAUUCAAAAGAAAGUUUUACUUGCACAACAAUGGCAGUACGUUGCUCUAACUCCUCCAUCUUGGUUGUCAUCUCUUUGCUUCUUUUGGUUACAUUCUCCAAUGUAGCCGAGGCUUAUGGACGAGCAAAACUCCGCCCUUCAGAUUGUAAGCCAAGGUGUACGUAUCGUUGUUCUGCAACUUCACACAAGAAGCCAUGCAUGUUUUUCUGCCAAAAAUGUUGUGCUGCAUGUCUCUGUGUUCCACCGGGUGUGUAUGGAAACAAGCAAGUUUGUCCUUGUUACAACAGCUGGAAGACAAAGGAAGGAAGACCAAAAUGCCCUUAGGCUUUUAAUUUCCUCAUAUAAUUGAGAAAUGUGAUAUUUAUAAUUUGCAAAUGCUAAUUGUUUUCAUACCUAUAGUGUAUGAAAGGUGAGGGGUUUUACUUUUCAAUGACACUCACCAUGUAUGAUUUUGUUCUUUUAACCAUAAUAUGAAGGUUGGAAGGCUUAUUAAAUUUUGGCAUUUUGUUUUUCAAUGUUGUUUCUUAUGUUCUACAAUAAAAUUAAAGCAAUGCUCUGUUGCUCUUUGUAGUACUACUAGUGCAUAUUUAGUUCAAUUUGUGUUA